Messenger RNA from Ichthyophthirius multifiliis, 2337 nucleotides. RefSeq names its product ubiquitin carboxyl-terminal hydrolase family protein, putative. Gene Ontology annotation, molecular function: cysteine-type deubiquitinase activity. The record is from RefSeq and is a predicted model, not a curated record. Gene Ontology annotation, biological process: protein deubiquitination. The transcript is spliced from 4 exons. NCBI's taxonomy places the organism in Eukaryota, Ciliophora, Oligohymenophorea, Hymenostomatida.
AUGUGCGAAUUUUUAAUAUAAUAAUAUCCCGAAUACUAAAAAGACCCUCAAAAAUAUAAAUUAUAAGUCCCUUUAAUAUCUUUAGAAAAUAGUCCAGAUUAAACCAUUGAAGAAUUAUAAAUAGAUGAAUAAAAUGAAAUAUUAAUAAUCGAAAUUUAACGUAAUAAAUAAAACUGGCUUUUCAAAAUAGAAAACGAAGAAGACUAAAAUGAAAUUUAAUGCAAUUUUUGUAGGCAUUAUAAAAUUUUAAAAUAUGAUUGUACAUGUAAAAAAGUCAAAUAUUGUUCUGAAACUUGCAAACUAAAAGACUUUUCUUAUCAUAUAAAAAUUUGUGAUAAUGAAGAUAGUCGAAAUAAUACAGAUGAUGAUAUAGAAGAAGUAGAAAGUCCUUUUUUACAUAAUGAUAAUAUUUUCUAGUUUAAAUAAAAUGCUGCUAAAGGAAUUUGCGGUUUAGUUAAUUUAGGAAAUACUUGUUUUAUGAAUAGUGCUUUAUAAUGCUUAAGUAAUACGAAAAUUCUUACUUAAUUUUUCUUUAAUAAAACAUAUAAAUAAGAAAUUAAUCAUACUAAUCCGUUGGGUACAUAAGGAAAAUUAGCUAAAAAAUAUUCACAAUUAUUAAAAGCUUUAUGGAUUAAAAAAAGCAAGAUUUUUAAUCCAAUAGGAAUAAAAUUAGUUAUAUCAGAUCUAUAAUACAUGUUUAGUGGAAAUUAAUAACAUGAUUCAUAAGAAUUUUUAUCUUUUAUUUUAGAUGGAUUACAUGAGGAUUUAAAUAGAGUUAAAAAUAAAGUUAAUACAUAUCCAAUUAAUUCAGAUGGUAGAAACGAUAAUAUAGUAUCGUUUGAAUUCUGGUUAAAUCAUAUAAAAAGAAAUUAGAGUAUUAUUGUAGAUUUGAUGUAAGGCUAAUUUAAAUCUAAAGUCACAUGCCCUUAAUGUAUGUACGAGUCAGUCACAUUCGAUCCUUUUUUAUCUUGUUCUUUACCUAUUCCUUAUAAAAAUAUAAAGUUUAUAAGUAUACAUAUCCUUUUUGCAAAUAAUAGACAGUUUUCAUGUGAAGAUAAAUACUAUUAUGAUGCUUAAUAAAAUGAAAAAGUUGAAAAUUUAAUUGAUUUUAUAAGCAGAAAAUAUAAAUUAUUAAAAGAAAAUCUAUUAUUUUGUUGUUUAACUUUUUCUUAAUUAAAUAAAAUAUAUUCUUUAAAUAAACCUUUAUAAGAAAUAAGAAAAAUGUAAAAAUAUAUAAAUUAAAAAUCUGUUCUAAUUGAAUUUCCUUCUAAUAUAUCAUCUUUAAACAAUAUAAUUUUACCUUUAGAAUUUAAUAAAUAUAAAGACGAAAAUUUAUAUAUUGGUAGAAAUAUUAAAUAAUCUCUCACUUAUGUUCAUCCUUUUGUUGUUAAUUAAAACGAUAACCUUAAAUAAAUUCAUUUAUAGAUAUUUUAAUUCUUAAAGUCUUUAAUUUUAUAAACUAAUGAAUAAAAUAUAUCCUUGCAAAAACUUUACGAAAAAACUAUUUUAAAUUAAUAUGUUUGUAUAUAAAAAAUAAAUAUUAUUUUAUAUAUAUAAAAAAAAAGCUGGUGUGAUUAAGAAUAAUGUAAUAAUUGUGAAUUAAAAUAUGAUGAAAAUUAAACUAUUUAAUAAUUAUUAGAAAAGAAUAUUGAUAAAUCUCAUAUAUUUAAACUUGAAAUAUUUUUUAAUAGUGUUUGUGCUGAUAAAUUUAGUAAAAUUAAUAUAAUAAAAAAGCCUAAUUAAGAUUAAAUUGAAAACUAAAUAUAACAUGAAUAGGAAAAAAUAAAAUAAGAAACCGAAGUUAAUAUAUAUGAUUGUUUAAAAUUAUUUGAAUAACCUGAAAAGCUGUAAAAAAAUAAUGAAUGGUACUGCCAUAUGUGCCAAAAAUUCUAAAAAGCAACCAAAUAAAUGACUAUAUAUAGAGCUCCAGAUAUAUUAAUAUUCCAUUUAAAAAGAUUUAAAACAUCUGCUGGGACUAUAAAGAGUAAAAUAACAAAAUUAAUUGAUUUUCCAUUAAAAAAUUUAAAUAUGACUCCUUAUGUCAUAGAAAAAGAAUCUCCUUAUGUAAAUUAUUAAAACUAAUAAAGUUAAGAAUAAAAUUUAUUUUAAAAAUCUUCAUUUACUCUAUAUGAUUAAUAUGAUAAAGAAAAUCUUAUAUAUGAUUUAUAUGCAGUAACAAAUCAUUAUGGAAGCUUAGGGUUUGGACAUUAUACAGCUUAUGCUAAAAAUGAAGGAUUUUGGUAUAGAUUUGACGAUUCUAAUGUUGAAAAAAUAAAUAAUUCUAUUAUAUGUAGUGAAGAAUCAUAUAUAUUAUUUUAUGAAAGAUAGAAAAAAUGA